Molecule: messenger RNA, 1204 nt
Organism: Ceratosolen solmsi marchali
Lineage: Eukaryota; Metazoa; Arthropoda; Insecta; Hymenoptera; Agaonidae
Product: O-glucosyltransferase rumi homolog
Exons: 6
Coding region: 1-1200 (399 amino acids)
Biological process (GO): positive regulation of Notch signaling pathway; protein O-linked glycosylation
Cellular component (GO): endomembrane system
Molecular function (GO): UDP-xylosyltransferase activity; UDP-glucosyltransferase activity
Source: RefSeq, a predicted model, not a curated record
AUGAUCUUAUUACUUCAUUUAAUUAUAUCAAUUUUCAUCCAUAAUGUUGAAUCUAAAAUUGAAAGUUGUUCAUCGAAUAAGGAAGAUACCUGCAUUGACCACCUAGAAAGCAACAAAUAUUCUGAAGUUACGAAUGCGAUAUAUGAAAAAUAUUUGAGAGCAAUUGAGAAAUCGGAAGCUGAGUACACGGAAUGUAAGUCGAAAAAAUGUAAAUGUUUUGGUGAUAUUAUAGAUAAAGAUUUAAAGAUUUUUGCGGAACAUGGUAUCGAUGAAGAAUUAAUAAAUACUGCAAAAUCCAGGGGAACAUUUUACCAGAUAAUUAAUGGUAAUUUAUACAGAGAGAAAAAUUGUAUGUUUCCGUCACGAUGUAAUGGCAUUCAAUAUUUCAUUUCGAAAUUGGUAGAUAAUCUACCGAAUAUUAGUUUUAUCAUUAAUACUCGAGAUUAUCCACAAUCAAGUAAAUAUUUUGGUGAACCAUUGCCAAUUUUUUCUUUCAGUAAGACUGCUGAGUAUGACGAUAUUACAUAUCCAGCAUGGACGUUUUGGGAAGGUGGGCCAGCAAUUUCCUUAUAUCCUCGAGGUCUCGGCAGAUGGGACUUGCAUCGUAAAUCGCUGAACAAAGCGAGUCGAGAGAAUCCCUGGGAUGAAAAGGAGGAGAAAGCUUUCUUUAGGGGUUCGAGAACCAGCUCCGAAAGAGAUAAUUUAAUUUUAUUAAGCCGUGCAAAGCCAGAGCUUGCUGACGCGCAAUAUACAAAGAAUCAAGCUUGGAAAUCAGAAAAGGAUACGCUAAAUUCACUACCUGCGACAGAAGCUUCAUUGGAAUCUCACUGCUCGUACAAGUAUCUCUUCAAUUAUCGAGGCGUCGCGGCCUCAUUCAGGCAUAAGCACUUAUUUCUCUGCGGUUCUCUCGUCUUUCAUGUUGGCAAUGAGUGGACAGAAUUUUAUUACCACGCGAUGAAGCCAUGGAUUCAUUACAUUCCCGUGCCCAAGAAUGCUACGCAAAAACAAUUAGAAGAACUUAUUCGAUUUGCAAAGGAUCAUGACACCAUCGUUAAAAAGAUUGCUGAUAGAGGAAGGAAUUUCAUAUGGGAACGACUUAAAUUGUCUGAUGUAAUCUGUUACUGGAAAAGACUUCUUAAACAAUAUUCUAAACUAUUCAAGUACAAGCCAACUCUAAAUGCAGAUUUAAUAAGAAUUUAAGUUU